Humulus lupulus (European hop) is the source of this 1758-nucleotide messenger RNA. RefSeq names its product protein DETOXIFICATION 14-like. The transcript has 6 exons. Gene Ontology annotation, cellular component: membrane. Gene Ontology annotation, biological process: xenobiotic detoxification by transmembrane export across the plasma membrane. Lineage: Eukaryota; Viridiplantae; Streptophyta; Magnoliopsida; Rosales; Cannabaceae. The coding region runs from base 11 to 1522 and encodes 503 amino acids. The record is from RefSeq and is a predicted model, not a curated record. Gene Ontology annotation, molecular function: xenobiotic transmembrane transporter activity; antiporter activity.
ACAUACAGUCAUGGAAGAGGCAUUGCUGCUAGUGGCAGGAGCCAAGGGCGAAGAGAAAAAAUGCUGUGGCUUGGGGGAGGAGCUAAAGAAACUCAGCUACAUAGCGGCGCCAAUGGUUGUUGUGUCAGUGUCUCAGCAACUCUUGCAGGUUGUGUCCGUUAUGAUGGCUGGCCAUCUUGGCGAACUUUCUCUUUCUGGUGUCGCCAUUGCAAACUCUUUCACCGCCGUCACUGGUUUUAGUCUCCUUUUUGGAAUGGCUGGUGGAUUGGAGACUUUAUGUGGGCAAGCAUAUGGAGCAGAGCAAUACAAAAAACUGGGCACCUAUACUUACUGCUCUAUUAUUUCUCUUAUUUUGGUAUGUAUUCCAGUAUCUCUUCUUUGGAUGUUUGUGGAAAAGAUUCUGAUAUUUAUUGGUCAGGAUCCUUUAGUUUGCAGUGAAGCUGGAAAAUACUCAAUUUUUCUAAUCCCUGCACUGCUUGCCUAUGCUGUACUCCAAUCAUUGAUACGCUAUUUUAUAACUCAAGGGUUGAUUCUUCCAAUGCUCUUAAGCUCAUGUGCCACUCUAUGUUUCCACGUUCCUCUUUGUUGGGCUUUGGUAUAUAAGUUCGAACUAGGAACUACUGGAGCAGCAUUAUCCAUUUGUUUCUCAUAUUGGUUGACUGUAAUAUUUCUUGUGAUAUACAUCAAGUAUUCUCCUGCCUGUGAAAAAACCCGAGUUUCAUUUUCGCUUGAUGUAUUUCUAAGCAUUCCAGAGUUUUUCCGGUUCGGUCUCCCCUCAGCCGUUAUGUCCUGCCUUGAGUGGUGGUCAUUUGAGAUACUUAUCUUGCUUUCGGGCCUUCUACCAAAUUCAAAACUUGAAACAUCAGUUCUUUCUAUUUGCCUCUCAACAACAUCAUUGCACUAUUUCAUACCUUAUGGUGUUGGUGCAGCAGUAAGCACUCGUAUUUUGAAUGAGCUCGGAGCUGGGAAUCCACAAGGGGCUCGAGCAGCUGUCAUUGCAGCAACAAUUAUUGCAGUAGUAGAGGCCAUUUCAGUGAGCAUAAUUCUCUUCUGUUGUCGUUCUGUUUUGGGAAAUGCUUACAGCAAUGAGAAGAAGAUUGUGGAUUAUGUUGCCCAGAUAGCUCCACUGCUUUCUCUCUCAGUUCUCAUGGACAGCCUGCAAUCUGUUUUCUCUGUUCUGUUGCCUAUCUUAACGUUCACUGAGUUUACAUUUAGGCCUAUUUUAUUUUUAAUAUUUUCCCAUUUCCAAAUAGGGGUUGCUAGAGGAACUGGAUGGCAACGUUUAGCAGCUUAUGUCAAUCUUGGAGCAUACUAUUUGGUGGGACUUCCACUUGCUUUGGUGUUGUGUUUUAUGUUACACUUAAGAGGAAUAGGGCUUUGGAUUGGAAUAUUGGCUGGUUCUACCACUCAAUCUCUUUUGUAUGCAUUCAUAACAUCCUUCACUAAUUGGCAAAAGAAGGCAAUUGAGGCAAGAGAAAGGAUAUUUGAGCGGACUAGCGUUGCUGGGAGUUAUUUAAGUUGAACUAAGCAAGCCAUUGUGGGUAACAUUUAAGAGCGCCUUGCACAUUUAGUCGCAGUUCAUCUACCCAUUGCGCCGACCCAAACAUAAUUAAUAUUCAUAUUAUGACGACCUAGACACAAUCACUGAUCGUGUUGUGUCAUCUCAGUCACAAUUACUACUUGUGUCAAGUUGCGCCUAGCCUAGCCUAUAAAGUGCUUGUACCUUAUAUGAUAUGAUGCUCUUGUUAUAUUUUUGUU